Caenorhabditis angaria is the source of this 3257-nucleotide messenger RNA. NCBI's taxonomy places the organism in Eukaryota, Metazoa, Nematoda, Chromadorea, Rhabditida, Rhabditidae. The record is from the annotation of a GenBank genome assembly.
AUGGAAAAUGGUGAGUUCGAAAAACUAGUCUCCUCUCUUCUCUCCCAACAAAGCUGCCUUUUUUCAGUUUAUUCUGCACUUUUGGUGUCAGCCGGCAGUUUGGCGCUGACAUUUACUUGUACAAGUGGACAAAGACAAGCAACAAGAGGGGAAAAUAGAAUGGAUAAAAGUACAAAGUCGAAAAAGGGCAAAAAGAUGGAUUCAUCGAAGAAGGGCGGCAAGAAUAAAUCGUUGAAAUCGCAAAGAUCUCAAAAAUCUGGAAAGUCUGGCAAAUCGAAGAAAUCGAAAUCGAGCAAGGAAAAGAGCAAACCGACUGUUCCGUCUUCUAUGUUGAUGGGUGGAAAAGGUACUAAAUAUACUUGGAAAAUAAAAGCAAAAGAGUGGAGAUAAUGGAUAAAAGAACAAAAAUCAAUGAAACUCUCAUGCAAAAAAAACAGUGGAUGUUUAUUUUCCGCCCACUUGACUAGAUAAAUAUUGAGAAAAAAUCGUUUUUUUCAGGUGGAGCCGAAAAAAGCGGGUAAGUAGGAAGACUGGAAUGACACUCGGUGCAACAAAAAACAAAAAAACUGAAAUCCACACACGUAUUUUUUUGGUCCUCGGUUCGCGGUUGGUAUACUGUAUUGACUUGUGCAAACACGGUGACGCACAAAUGCACAAAAAUCUCUCGCGUCUCUCCAUUUUGCGCGCUAUUUUUCGAAAAUGGUCUCGCCACGAACCCCAAAACGCUAAAACGGCACCCGUUCGCUCCACCAAAGCUUAUUUCCAUGCAGUUUUUCACGGCGAUAAAGAUGGUGUACUCAGAUUUUCAUUUGGUGCAGCCGUUCUUGAGAUUUUGGUGGAAAAUUGAAGCAUGUCCCUUUAAACAGCGAGCCGAGAUUUUUUGUUCAGCAACAAACACGUAUUUUUUUGGUCCUCGGUUCGCGGUUGGUAUACUGUAUUGACUUGUGCAAACACGGUGACGCACAAAUGCACAAAAAUCUCUCGCGUCUCUCCAUUUUGCGCGCUAUUUUUCGAAAAUGGUCUCGCCACGAACCCCAAAACGCUAAAACGGCACCCGUUCGCUCCACCAAAGCUUAUUUCCAUGCAGUUUUUCACGGCGAUAAAGAUGGUGUACUCAGAUUUUCAUUUGGUGCAGCCGUUCUUGAGAUUUUGGUGGAAAAUUGAAGCAUGUCCCUUUAAACAGCGAGCCGAGAUUUUUUGUUCAGCAACAAAAUACGUGCAAAAUACGUGCACACGUGGCCGCGGAAGAAACGGAUUUCUCUUCCAUGGAAGAUAAAACCAAACUGUAGUUCUCCCGAAGAAUUUUUCAAAAUUUUCAGAAAAUUUUAGACGGUUUCUGGGUGCAAUACAUCUUUCUAGAAUCUAGAUCAAUCAUACAUUUCAGUGUCCACAAAGACAGAUCUGAUAAGACCCAAAAAUCUGCUUUGAAAUCAAGCAAAUCGAAAAGAAGCAAGUCCAAGAAGUCUCAAAAGUCCAAGAAGUCGCAAAAAUCGAAGAAGUCUCAAAAAUCGAAGAAAUCACAAACAUCCAAGAAGUCGCAAAAAUCAAAGAAGUCGCAAAACUCGAAGAAAUCGGAAAAAUCUAAGAAAUCGCAAAAAUCCAAGAAGUCACAAAAAUCCAAGAAGUCACAAAAAUCCAAGAAGUCACAAAAGUCACAAAAAUCAAAGUAACCCCAAAAGUUGCAAAACUAUCUAGAGAUACGGAUUUCUCUCCCAAGAAAGUCCCAAAUAUCUCUUUAGAAAGCAGAUGUUUUGAUUCUUACUUGUUUUCAUCUAAGCUUACUCAACCUAAACCUUUUCAUCCUCUUUAAUAAUAGAUUCUUUGACCGCAGAAAUUUGAGAUUUCUUCGAUUUUUGCGAUUUGAUGAAGAGUUGGGACUUUUGGGAUUUCUGCUCCUAUUGCGACUUCUUGGACUUUUGAGACUGGUUCUUCUUUGAUUUGCUGGAACCCAAGUUGGUUCUUAUCAGAUUUGUCUUUGUUGGCAAUGGAAUUUAUGAUUUUUCCCAAAUACACACGCAGUUGCGGAUGUAAUCAAACCAGCAGAUUUGAAAUAUCUGUUGGUUGCCGCUUCUGACUGGUUUCCACUCUAUUCACAAAUGUCUGUGUAUUAAAGUUAUCUCCUUUUUGUAGAACAACACAUAUCAUUUAUCUCCUCAAAAAUCAUAAAUUUCAGAGCCAACAAAUCUGAAAAGAACCAAAAAUCUGCUUUGGGUUCCAGCAAAUCGAAGAAGAACCAAUCUCAAAAGUCGUCCAAGAAUACCGAAAAGGAGCAAAAAUCCCAAAAGUCGCAACUCUCCAACAAAUCGCAAAAAUCGAAGAAAUCUCAAAUUUCUGCGGUCAAAGUUCCGGAGAAGUCUGUUAUUAAAGAGGACGAAAAGGUUUUGGUUGAGUAAGUUUGAAUUAGUUAUAAAGCACUGUAUCUGAACUAUAUUUAGAACUCGCAAGGAGGAUCCACCUCCAAGUGUUAAACCAGAACCACCAGUGGAGCAACCUAUUGUUGAGCCACCAAAGCCUGAUGAUCCAACUUUUGAGAAGAGAAGCGUCAACUCGGUUUAUGCGUAAGUUUUUGAAACUUUGAAAGUAACUUCUAAUAUAAUUUUUGCAGUAAUGGAGGCGAGAAUAGAUCGUGCUAUGUCUUCAAUAAGCCACCAGAGACUGGAACACCGAGCAUAACUCAAAAUCCAACUGUUGCCAAUCCAGCUGGAGGAUCGUCGCAAAUGGCGGAUGCACCAAAGGAUCAACCACCAAACUUGUAAAUCAGAUCCUUUCCUCAUACUCGGGAAAAAAAUGAAGUUUUUUAGAAUGUCGAUGAUUUCGAAGCCAACUGAAAAUAAAGAACAAGGGUCAGCUAAAAUUUUGUUUUAGAAAAUGUUGAAAAAUUGUUUUUAGGAAAGCUGAUAGAGAAAUAUCAGGAAAAGCGAUGUGAGUGAAUUUUCUAUGGCCAAAAAUUUAGAGAGAAAAAGGAAACAUUACAGAUCGAAAAUUCGAAGAAGUGUUAGAAGAUUGGAGAACAGAGAACAGGAAAAAUUGAAGGUAAGGGGGUGAAAAUAAUGGGAAAAAAGUAGUUUUUUAAAAUUGAUAAAAAAGUUUUACUGUUUCACCAAUUUUUGGAUAAAUAAAAAUAGUGGAUUUUGAAAAAUGGUAUUAAUUGUUAGCAACCCAUAAUUUUUCAGAAACCGAAAACUGGAAGCAAAGAAAUAGUAUGUGAUUGCGACGGAAGCAAAUGUCGAAAACGAUGCAAAAUGUUGAAGGAGUAG